Molecule: messenger RNA, 5428 nt
Organism: Drosophila ananassae
Lineage: Eukaryota; Metazoa; Arthropoda; Insecta; Diptera; Drosophilidae
Gene: 5-HT1A
Product: 5-hydroxytryptamine receptor 2A
Exons: 11
Coding region: 1233-3803 (856 amino acids)
Biological process (GO): adenylate cyclase-activating adrenergic receptor signaling pathway
Cellular component (GO): membrane
Molecular function (GO): G protein-coupled amine receptor activity
Source: RefSeq, a predicted model, not a curated record
UGAUAAACAGUUUUCGUUUAUCAUCAGUUUGUCGAUGGCACAGCGCGCAACUGGACGUACUCUCGCACCAGCGGCCGAGACCCCGACCUGACCAACUCGCGCUUCCCACAGCUUCAUCAGCCGUGUGGACUUCCUGUGUGUGUGACGGCGACUGUGACUGUGACUGGGCCAGUGACUGUGUGUCUGUGUGAGUGCGCGCGUGCGGGUGUGUUCGUUUUGGGCCAACUUUAAACGCUCUUAUCAGCGCGCGUGUGAAGCAUGAGCUUAGUGAAAAAAACAACAACGGCAACAGCAUGGUUUUGGCGGCUUUUCCAAUUGAUGCCAAAACCGCACUUUGACACAAAAUUGCCAAGAGCGAAAUUUAUAGCCACACACCAGAAAUUUUAAAAGGGGAAUGAAACACAAAACAGAAGAAAUGCGUCGGCGCCCCAAACGACAGCAAUCGGAUGCGAAAUCAACUCCAAGGAUAUGAAAAUAGCCAAUCAAAUGGGCCAUAAACACACGACGGCAAACGGAAGAGCUUAAGUAAACCAAAAAAAAAAAGAGUACAAAACAGCAACAACACCAAGAAACAGUAACUGAAACUGAAACAGCAGCAACAAAAGCAGUUGGCAACAAUCAACAGCACACAAAAGCAACACUGCCACAAGAAAUUCUAAAAAAAAUAAACGAAAAAAUAAUCAGCAAAAAAAUAAAGUAAAGGACUAAAACGGGAGAGAGAGCGCAGGAAGUCGGAAAGAAAGAAAAGUGAAAGCCAAAAGCCGAAAGCCGAAAUUGUAAACGCUCCAUGUAAACACUUGAAAGCUCGUUAGGAUAAUACAUCCUGCCCGGCACCGAGCACACGCCGGCACAAAAACAGAAAGGAAAGUGCGACUCGACGGGGAAGUGGCGUAUCCCUGUGUCACCAUGUGCCGCCCCGCCUGUCUGAGUGGCCAUCAUCUCCCGCACCAGCAGGAUCAGCACCACCACCUUGAGAGCCCACCCACCUACACAACAGACACACACGAGAACCACCAACACCACCUACGGCACCCCCAUCCCCUCCAACAACAACUAGAACAGCAAGAGCAAAAGCAGGCCAUUGCCAUUGCCAGUGUUAGUGCCAGUGCCAGUGCCACUGCCACCGUUGCAUAGUCGCGUUUCCGCUUCCGUCUAAUCCUCAUUUCCGCUGCGGCUGCAAUUAAGCGGAGCAAAGCACCCUCAAUAAAAAAAACAGCUGGAAAAUCCUCAAAAUGGCUCACAAGACCAGCUUUAAUGAUGCCCUGGACUAUAUCUACAUCGCGAACAGCGUUAAUGAAAGGGCCUUCCUGAUAGCCGAGCCACAUCCCGAACUGCAGAGCUCCGAUCCACAGGAGCAGGAGGCGGAGCUGGAGGAUGACCAGCUGGAGGAAGAGAUGUCCGGACAGUAUCAGUCCGGGGAGGGAGAUCGCAACAACAACAAUAGCAACAGCUACAUCAGAAAAAGCAAAAAGAAAAACUAUAGUUCUGGGAAGCGGCGUCAGAAGGUCGCCAGCUCCUUGGCUUUGAACCCUCCCACCCCGCCCACCGAUGCGAACGGUACGGCCGCCGCAGGAUCCCCUCUGGCCACCGCCGCCCUGGCCGCUGCUGCCGCAAGUGCCUCGGUGGCAGCCGCCGCCGCCAGGAUAACGGCCAAGGCAGCACACCGGGCUCUGACCACCAAGGCGGACCAGCCGGCGGCAUCGGCGGCGCCCCCAGUCCUCCAGCUCAUCGACAUGGACAAUAACUACACCAACGUGGCCGUCGGUCUGGGGGCCAUGCUGCUCAACGACACCCUGCUCCUGGAGGGCAACGACUCCAGUCUCUUCGGCGAGAUGAUGCUCAACCGGAGCGGUCCUCUGGACCUGGGCAACGGCAGUGCGGGGAUCAACGUGACCACCAGCAAAGUGGCCGAGGACGACUUCACAGAGCUCCUGCGAAUGGCCGUGACUUCGGUGCUGCUGGGACUGAUGAUACUGGUUACCAUAAUUGGCAAUGUCUUUGUCAUCGCGGCCAUUAUCCUGGAACGGAAUCUGCAAAAUGUGGCCAACUACUUGGUGGCCUCCCUGGCGGUAGCCGAUCUAUUUGUGGCCUGUUUGGUGAUGCCCCUGGGAGCCGUUUACGAGAUCAGCCAAGGUUGGAUACUUGGGCCGGAACUGUGCGAUAUUUGGACCUCCUGCGACGUCCUCUGCUGCACGGCCUCGAUUUUGCAUUUGGUGGCCAUUGCCAUGGAUCGUUACUGGGCAGUGACCAAUAUUGACUACAUCCAUUCAAGGACCAGCAAUCGUGUCUUUAUGAUGAUUUUCUGCGUUUGGACUGCGGCAGUGAUUGUAUCCUUGGCGCCACAGUUUGGCUGGAAGGAUCCUGACUAUUUACAACGAAUCGAGCAGCAGAAGUGCAUGGUCUCCCAGGAUGUCUCUUAUCAGGUGUUUGCCACUUGUUGCACUUUUUAUGUGCCACUGUUGGUCAUACUGGCGCUUUACUGGAAAAUCUACCAAACGGCCCGGAAGCGCAUCCACCGUCGUCGUCCGCGGCCCGUCGAUGGAGCGGUCAACAAUAAUCAGCCGGACGGAGGUGCGGCAACAGAUACGAAACUUAAUCGACUGCGUCUACGCCUUGGCAGAUUCUCCACGGCCAAGACCAAGGCCGGAAGCACUGGUGGAGCCGGAGCCGGUGCCGGUGCUGGAGCCGGAUCCGGGGGCAGGGCUCUGGGCCUCGUCGACGGCAACUCAACAAACACGGUCAACACCGUCGAGGACACCGAGUUCAGCAGCUCGAAUGUGGACAGCAAGAGUCGGGCCGGCAUCGAGGUGCCGAGCACUUCCGGCAGCCAGAUAGCCACUGUCUCGCACCUGGUUGCCCUGGCCAAACAGCAGGGCAAGGCCUCCGCUUCGUCGUCCUCAGGCGUCGCCGCCACUGCCACCGCCAAGUCUGCGUCCGCUGUCAAUGGAGCGGCUGGUAGUUCGGGCAAGCAGAAUGGUAAGGCGAACGAGGAACUGGACCAGGAGGGCAUGGCAGCCACAACCGCAACAUCAGCAAUGCCAACACCAAAUGACACCGAAGGCGGCGAGGAGCAUGACGACAUGGAGGUGGAGGACCAGUGCAAGACCAACGGGGUGGAGGUGUUGGAGGACCCGCAGCUGCAACAGCAGCUCGAACAAGUGCAGCAGUUGCAGAAAUCGGCCAAAGCCGGGGGUGGUGGCGGGGCCAGUACGUCGAAUGCUACCACAAUUACGUCGAUAUCGGCUCUGUCGCCGCAGACGCCCACCUCACCGCCAGUGGCUCCGAUGGCUACAGUGGUCCCCUCCGCCGGUCCGAUGACGGCUAAAACCAGCACGCUGACGAGCUGCAACCAGGCGCAUCCGCUCUGCGAAUCCACCAGUCCUGCCCCCCUAACCCCAGAGUCACGCCCUAAGCAGCUGCAGCAGCAGCAGCAACUGCCACAUCCGCAUCAGCAACAGCAGCAUCAGCUGUCCAGCAUCGCCAAUCCCAUGCAAAAGGUGAACAAGCGCAAGGAGACUCUGGAGGCGAAGCGGGAAAGAAAGGCGGCCAAGACGCUGGCCAUCAUCACAGGUGCCUUUGUGGUCUGCUGGCUUCCCUUCUUCGUUAUGGCCCUAACGAUGCCCCUCUGUGCUGCCUGUCAGAUUAGCGACAGCGUGGCGUCGCUCUUCCUCUGGUUGGGAUACUUCAACUCCACCCUCAACCCGGUCAUCUACACCAUUUUCAGCCCGGAGUUCCGGCAGGCCUUCAAGCGCAUCCUCUUCGGCGGCCACCGACCAGUCCACUACCGCAGCGGGAAACUCUAGAUAGUGCAUGCGAAGAGGCGAAGACGCUUCUGCUAAGCCAACAAGCGGAUGUUGAUCUAACCUCUUCGGCUAUACCACCAGAUUGGGAGCAGGAGGAUUAACGCAAUUGUAUACCAAAGAAGCCCAGUGAAUAAAACUCCAAGGACGUUUAAGGACAAUGAUCAUGACAAGGCGCUCUAGUCUAUAAGCCAUAGCCGAUAAGCAGUUGUAAAUAGGGGAUUGAAUUUAUGUUAACCCAAAUGCUAAUGUAUUCUACGUAUUAGUCAUAGCUAAAUUUAUAGAGCCAAGUGGAGACUGUUUUUAGAAGCAAAGUGAAGUGUUGCAUUGUGGCAAAUAGUGAGAUGUCGAUGCCACCAACAAUACAAAUACAAAAGUAUCUAAUCAAAAUAACUAGAUGUUAAGCCAGACAUAACUAGGAUAAUACGCAUAUAGAGCAAUCUACUACCAAUACUUUUAAUGUGUUUUCCAACUUGACGUGAAUUGACUUAUUAACGUAUAACUCAUAGCUAUGUACAUAUGUUAGGUGUUAGAGCUCCAUUUCUCUAUCGCUCUCUUCAGCUUCAAGAAUGGAUUCGAGUUUGGGGGGUCAAGAUUGGGCGUUUGGGAUUUGGGAUUUGGGAACCAAGACAUUGGAAUCGUUAUAACUGAAGCAAGUACUCGAUCAUCGUAUUGUAUAUUUAAUAUUUAAGCUAUCUGGCGACAUUUAAUGUGUGUGUAAGGAUUAGCUAUCGGCUAUGCAUAUUAACUAGGCUUAAGCACAUUUGUUGAGCAUCGUAUUAAGCUGUAAUAUUCAUAGAUUCAAUACUGCAUGGUAACUUAUCAGAGAGCAGAAGGAAGACGGUUUAAAUUAAAUUUAAACUUUAAUUGUUAAAGCCCCUCCCCAACUAGGUAAACAACGUAAAAAAUAAUUAUAUUAAUGAAACGCAAAUUAAUAAAACUGUUGUACUAUUAUCGGUUAUUAUGUAUCGAGGAUUUCUUUGAAUAAGCUGGCAUAUUAUAUAAAAUCUAAGCAAAAAACGUUCGCCACCAAAAUGCGGACAAAAUGUAACAUUUGAAGAGCAAACUACUUUCGGGAAAAAUGGGUAAAAAGUAAUUAGCUAAACUUAAAUGAAAAAAAUGCAAACGAUUAACGAUAAUGACAUACAUUGGUUAAGAUAAGAGGCGAAUAACUAUUGUACACAGAUAUCACAAUAUUUUACUUCCAUAAAACUAACAAUCGAACUAUUCGAAAACCAAAAUCAAAAACUCUACGAAAUCUUAAAGCCGACAUCAAUACCUAGUUACUAAGUGUUUUCAGAUGUGUCUACCAAUAAAUACCAAUAGAAUUAAAUCGACUCUGAACUAUCCCGAAUACCUCGCAAUAAUUCGAAGUAGCACACACACACACUCUAUUUAAUUGAGCAAAAUUUGCCAAGGAUAAUUACAGUUUUUGGUUCAUAGUUCGUUUAGAAAUUAUUUUCCCUUCAAACAUAUUGGCGCGCGCAUUUCAAGAAAGAAUUAUUGCCUGGUAUUUGAGGAUGGUGUGGGAGUUGGAAAAUCAAACAGCAUAAGUUAAUCUACCGAAAUUACUAUUGAAUUCAUUGGCUGCAAAUUAAAUAAAAAUUCAACUUUCAUGCAAGAGACAA